AUGACGACGGUGGAAAAAAUCAAAGCCAUCGAGGAUGAGAUGGCCCGUACACAAAAGAAUAAGGCCACCUCUUUUCACUUGGGUCAGCUAAAGGCAAAACUCGCGAAGUUGCGUCGUGAACUUCUCACAGAUGGAUCCUCUGGUGGAGGUGGAGGAGGAAUGGGAUUCGAUGUGGCGAGAACAGGAGUAGCAACUAUUGGUUUUGUAGGGUUCCCAUCGGUGGGUAAAUCUACGUUGCUAUCAAAGUUGACUGGCACACAUUCUGAAGCUGCUGCAUACGAAUUUACGACCUUGACCACUGUCCCUGGUAUCAUUAAGUACAAGGGUGCAAAGCUUCAGAUGUUGGAUUUGCCUGGUAUUAUCGAGGGAGCCAAGGAUGGUAAAGGUAGAGGUAAACAAGUCAUUGCCGUGGCUCGGUCAGUUAACUUGUUAUUCUUAGUGUUGGAUGUGAACAAACCCUUGCAGCAUAAGAGAAUCAUCGAGCACGAGCUAGAGGGAGUGGGAAUCAGAAUAAACAAGGAAAAGCCAAAUAUCGUCAUAACAAAGAAGGAGAGGGGGGGUAUAAAUAUCACAAACACAGUCCCUCUUACACAUUUGGACAACGAUGAAAUCAGAGCGGUGAUGUCUGAAUACAAAAUCAACUCUGCCAAUAUCGCAUUUCGGUGCGAUGCCACCGUCGAUGAUUUAAUCGACGCAAUCGAGGAGAAAUCAAGAAGAUACAUUCCAGCCAUUUACGUGCUCAAUAAAAUUGACUCGUUUUCAAUUCAGGAAUUGGACUUACUUUAUAAGAUACCAAAUGCUAUUCCAAUUUCGUCUGGAAACGGUUGGAAUCUUGACGACUUGCUUGAACUCAUGUGGUCGAAAUUGCAGUUGGUGAGAGUAUACACAAAGCCGAAAGGAAAGCUUCCAGACUUUUCGGAGCCCGUUGUGCUUCGAAGUGAUAGGUGUACAGUGGAGGACUUCUGUAACUCCAUUCACAAAUCGUUAGUUUCUGAUUUCCGAAACGCAUUGGUUUACGGUACAUCCGUGAAGCACCAGCCUCAAAUUGUUGGUUUAAGUCAUCAGUUGGAAGACGAAGAUGUCAUUACAAUUCUCAAGAAAUAG
This is a messenger RNA of Meyerozyma guilliermondii ATCC 6260, 1104 nucleotides long. RefSeq names its product GTP-binding protein (gene DRG1). Lineage: Eukaryota; Fungi; Ascomycota; Pichiomycetes; Serinales; Debaryomycetaceae. The record is from RefSeq and is a predicted model, not a curated record. The coding region runs from base 1 to 1104 and encodes 367 amino acids. Gene Ontology annotation, cellular component: cytoplasm. Gene Ontology annotation, molecular function: GTP binding; GTPase activity. Gene Ontology annotation, biological process: cytoplasmic translation. The transcript has a single exon.